AAAACAAUUAGUCGCGUCGCGCGAGUCGACCUUCCUAUAUGAGUCGCAGCUGCUAACAACGCUACAAGUGCGGAGAGCUCAGCCCCCCGGUCCAGCAGCAGCAACAGCAGAGAGAGCUUCGCGCCUCGACGAGCCGCGAUCUUGUGCUAGUGUGAAAUAUCGCGCCCUGGUGUUACGAGCCAGUUUCUCUCUCUCUCUCUCGCUCGCACACUAUUCUAUUUAGUAUAUACGUCGCAACAACAAGCGAUACCUUUGUGCUGUGUUAUAACGCGUGAAUAUUUGUGUAUGUGUCUCUAUGUGUAAAAUUGUGUGCGAAAAGGCGAUUAUCGCGGAAUUAGUGCGUCGUCUUCGUCGGGCUUCCAUAUAUAUAGAGGAGUGCAUCGAUCGAAUAUACAUAUAUAAGGCCGAAAAAACUCGUCGCCUCGCGAGAUUAUGCAGCAUCGGCAGCAGCCGCAGCGGUGGACGCCAAACCGAUGCGCGUCUCGUUCAUUCCUUUGCGACUGCACUAUUAUUUCUCUCCUGGCUCUAUAAUCCAGCAGCAGCAGCAGCCACAGCGAAAUUAUUAUGCUCCGCUCGUACCAUUGAUGCUCCGAUUUGUCAUCGUCUAUUACUUAAUCCCGGUAAUAACAGAUCUCAUAAUUGAUUCCUACGAGAGCAACAGCGGAAGCGCAAAACAGCGCAACAAAUUCACGAUGCAAACGGUGGCAUCGUCGACGUCGUCCAGCUCGUCGGUGGCAGCUGGCGGCAGUGACAGUUCGCGGCGGGAAAAGUCGUCUACGUCGUCGCCGUUGGACGUCGAGCAGCAGCAGCUCGUCGUGGAUUAUCGCGCGAUCAACGACACGCAGAAGCAGCAGUACGACGCCGACAACUGUUCCUCCGCCUCCGCGAGUAGUAGCGGCAUCAGUGGUCUCUCGCUGGCGCUGGAGGAUCGCGAUCUCUGGAUGAGAUUUCAAUGCAUCACCAACGAAAUGAUCGUGACGAAGAACGGCAGGCGUAUGUUUCCGGUGGUCAAGGUGGUGGCACGGGGCCUGGAGUCCGCGGCCAUGUACACCCUACUCCUGGAAUUCGUUCAGAUCGAUCCUCACAGGUGGAAGUACGUGAACGGCGAGUGGGUGCCCGGCGGCAAGGCCGAGGUGGCGCCGCCCAAUCCCAUCUACAUACACCCGGAGAGCCCGAACUUCGGCGCGCACUGGAUGAAGGAGCCCGUCUCCUUCGCCAAGGUCAAGCUCACCAACAAGUCCAACGGCAACGGCCAGAUAAUGCUCAACUCGCUGCACAAGUACGAGCCGCGCGUCCACCUGGUGCGAGUAGGCAACGAGGAGCAGAGGACCGUCCUCACGUAUCGAUUUCCGGAGACGCAGUUCAUCGCCGUUACGGCCUAUCAGAACGAGGAGGUGACCAGUCUGAAGAUCAAGUACAAUCCGUUUGCCAAGGCGUUCUUGGACGCGAAAGAGAGGCCGACGGACUCGCAGCCGUAUGCACAAUAUCCCGGGCCUUGGUUCAUGCAGCAUCAGAGCGCUGGCCUCGGCUACGACUACCAGGCGAGUCUCGCAGCUGCCCAGAGCCAGGCGUCGAUGGUCACGGCCAAUCUUUCCUCGUCCUCCUCGUCCUCCUCCCCCGUCGUCAGUGUAUCCGCGGCGUCGAGCGGCCACCCGAGGACAAGCGGCAGCUGCAGGUCAGCGCCCUACUCGCUGCGCCACCACCACAAACACAUGACGACACAGGAGGAGCAACAGCAGCAGCAGAACGAGCAUCAGUACAGUCCGGUGGCUCUGCUGCACUCGAGCCCCUACGCCAGCAGUUGGUCCUCGAGAAGCCCCGAGAAUCAACAGCAGCAGCAACAGCAGCAACACUCACCUCCGCAACACUUGACACCGUUGACGCCAUCGAUCGGCACCGCCUCGAGUCAAGACUGGCCCUCGUCGCCCAAUUCCCCGGCGGCGACCUCGCCCUAUCAUCAUCACCAUCACGCCCAGCAGCACCACCAUCAGCGGAGCAUCGUCAGCAGCAACAACAAUUUGUCGCCGCCGAUGCUGCCGACGACGCCUCUGUACGCCUCCGCCGCGGCGGCGGUGUCCUCGUCGCUGCAAGAGGCUGCCGCCCAAUUGGAGCCGCAUCAGCAGGUGGCGGCACCCCCGAGCUGGAUGCACCCGAGUCUGAGCGAGCAGAUUCACCAUCAGCAGCAGCAGUCGUACUUGAAUCUCAAUUUGCAUCUGCAUCAUCAGAUAUCGUACACAGUCAGUACUCGUAGCGACAACGACGCAUCUAGACCCAUUGAAAAUGUUCAUGAUAACGUUUUUUAUUCUGUCCCGAAGAACGGCUCGAAUCUGCAGCAAUCCGUGCACCCGCAGGAGUCACCGAUAAGUCAGGAUUACUCCGACUAUCAACUGCAUCAUCAUCAUCAUCAUCAUCAUCACGAGGCAGCGGCCGCCCACCAUCAUCAUCAUCUGCAGAUGCAGCAUCAGCAGCUGAAUCAUCAUCAUCUCCAUCACGCCCAAACUCACGGCGACGACGCCGAAUCGACCAGUCCGUACGACUCCAAAGACUCGAUUCAGCACCAUCGGCAGCAGCAGCAGCAGCAGCUGACGGUGUCGAGCUACGAGUCCCAGCAACAAACGACCGCCGCCGACGAGGCCGCCGUCAGAGCUGAGCACAUGGAUGGGCGUAGAUUUAUAACGACUAGUAACGCGUUGGAUGAUAUUCAGCAGCAGCAGCAGCAGCCGCAGACUAGAUCGGACGAGGAAGAUCAGCGACAGCAAGGCUGGACACCGCUGACGCCGCCUCCGGCAUCGCAAACCACGGCUAUUUGACGGCAGAGUAACAUGAAAGAUGAUUAUCUUUAUUCCUAUAAGCGCUGUCAACUCUUCAUGUUCGUUUGCUAUCUUAAUGCGCUAAUUUAUUGUAGAUAUGUUGUAUGUUAAGCCACAUGAAGUAUUUAUGAAAAAUUAAAUAGUCUUUAACUUUUUCAUACUAAAACUCAUGUAUAAAUUUCCAAUGGUGAGAUGAACCAUUGACUCAUUGUAUUUUUGCGAAAAAAUAGAUGCUCUUAAUUAUGCUUUGUUGAAAAUUAUAUAUAGUUUUAGCUGCAGCAUCGCAAAAUUACGGAAUGAAAUUCACGAUUUCCGUAGAA
Trichogramma pretiosum is the source of this 3130-nucleotide messenger RNA. It is a transcript of the gene byn, whose product is annotated as T-box transcription factor TBX5-A. The transcript has 6 exons. The coding region runs from base 474 to 2810 and encodes 778 amino acids. Gene Ontology annotation, biological process: heart morphogenesis; regulation of transcription by RNA polymerase II; mesoderm formation. The record is from RefSeq and is a predicted model, not a curated record. NCBI's taxonomy places the organism in Eukaryota, Metazoa, Arthropoda, Insecta, Hymenoptera, Trichogrammatidae. Gene Ontology annotation, cellular component: nucleus. Gene Ontology annotation, molecular function: RNA polymerase II cis-regulatory region sequence-specific DNA binding; DNA-binding transcription factor activity, RNA polymerase II-specific.